UCUGGAUAUACCAUAUAUGUUCCUGAGGAGUCUCAAUCUGACCUAAUCUGAAGCGAGUAUAUAAACUAAAUGUCUGAUGUUGGGUUUGAGAUCAUAUGGCCUGGCUAAGCCACCCAGAGACACCCAAUCAGCAAUGCAGGGCUACAGAAUGAAAACUACAGAAACCAUCUGUUUCUAAUAUAAUCAUGUGGAUUGAACACAAUAAAGCCUUGCUUGAAUUUUUAGUCCCUGAAUGAUUACAAUAGCUCCGGUCAGAACAUUUGGAUGACCAUUCUGCUGAAUGUUUUUUUUCAUGUGCCAAUGAAACGACAGGAAAGCACCAAGCACUCCCCUUCAUCUCGACAUUGUUGAAAUAUUUUAAGAGCAAGGGGUACGCGUGCCUUUAGAAAAACAGUCUGUCUCGGAGAGAUUGCGAUAAACCCAAGGGACAUGUUUUGGUGACUAAAACUUGAAAAAAGAAAGAACAUUGUCUGGAUCAGUGAUCUAAAACAGAGACAAAUAUAACAGUGGAUAGUCUUCCUGUCUUUACCGGAUUUGCAAUAGAGCAUAUCACAAUUGUGAAAUUUUCUUGGCACUUUUCCAUGGGAACUUCCAUGGGAAUGAGUGCAAUGAGAAGCACCUCCAGGGAGGUCUUGUUAGAGUUUGAAUAAUAUUGUGUAGAUUGAAAGCAAAAGUGCAUUUUUCAGCUCUCUUCUGGGUGGUAGUGUGUCUUCUACAAGGAUUACCAUGAAGACAAAAAUCCAGCAAAAUGUAGAGCUCUAGUUUUACUUUGAUCCUUGCUUCUUCACAAGUCGGGAAGCUUAAAACAAGCCGGGGGAUCCCAAAACCACCUCUGACAAGCCAAACUUUCACCCAAGCAGAGACAAACAGCUUCAGUCACACCCAGGCAAGCGUGCAGGCUAAGAGGGAGCUCUGCAAAAGGAAACUUUUUACCUAGACGGAGCAGCACAACCAGGCUUUGGAGCAGGGAUGGAGUGUAAGCAUGAGCCAGUGAGGAGAGGGGACAGCUGGGGUGGGCCUACUGCCACAACAUCCUCCACCCUCGACAAGGCUGGAGCAGAGAGGUCCCUGGAGGGGACUGACUUCAAGGAAGGCACCCUGGAGAGCCAUAGUACUAACAUCUUGGAGAAAGAUGACCACUGUGGGGUUAAAAGAAAGCCAGGCUUGACUUCUUGCAUCAGCCAGAUGGAACGGAAAACAAACCUCAGCAGAAGUGCCAGUUUAUCUGAGAAGGAGCUGAAGGAGGCCAGAACCAAGAGUCAAAUCAUUGCUGCUCAGCUCCAAGCCAAUUCAAACUCAAAAGGCGUCCAGCUCUUCAACCGUCGCAGACAGAGAGUGAAUGCUUUCACACUUGUGAGCGUUGGAGGAGGGGGAUUGGAGGAAUCCAAGAAUGUUAUUGAUUCAUCUUCUGACAGUCCACUGACAUGGGACAAACAGCAUUCAACUGUGGAGGCGCACAAGGAGUUGAACCUCAGGAAUAGCAAGACAAAUCAUAGGUGGUCAGCUGGCAGAAUCUGCAGUACUGACAUGGAGGAUGCUAACAAGGUUACGCGUGAGGAUGUAGCGGAGGACACUGGACAAGAAAGACACUUUCUCCCUGUCAAUGAAAAGGAUGAAGAGCUCUCAGAGGAGACUACAGAAGCAGUGAAGGAUGAGAUUACUCUUAGAACUGACAAUAUCACUGCUGUUUUGGACAGUGCUUGUCACGAGGAAGCUGGAGUAAAUAGAGAACACAGUGACUCAGUAGACUCCAAUAAAGAAAAUUUGAAUGGAUACAGUACGCAGUGCAAUGGUAAAGUAACCAAGCCAGUGACAAAACAGUCCUCCAUCAUAAACAGAACAGCUCGGCCAUUUUUCUCUCCAACAACAGUUGGAUCAUCAGAGGCAGUAAGUCCAGUGAUGGACAUCCCUUUAGCCCCAUCCUUUCAGAAGCCCCCUACGACAACAUACUUUGAACCACAACCUUCAAAUUACCCAGACCCACCUUUCCCAGUGCAUGCAAGACCUGUGUUCUCUCCACUACCUCCUCCAACUUCAUAUCCAACCCCUCCACUCCCCCCCUACUUCAGCCCUCCUCCACCACAUACAUCCCACACUCCCUCACCACAACCUUCUUCCUACUAUAUCCGCCCAUCUGCCCCGAGACCCACAUUUGUUCCUGAGCUCUUAAGUGAGAAGAGGUCUACAACACCAAUUAAGACAGGCAUCCUUGAUGAAGGACGGAUUCGCAGAGGAACCCGUAAGUCGAUGUUUACAUUUCAGGAGAAGCCAAAAAUGGCACCAAAUCCUGAGCUUCUCUCCUUGGUGCAGGGAGCGGAUGAAAAGAAGAAGCAGAAAGCCCAGCCAGAUGCAGCGCAAGAGGAGGAGCUGCUGGCUCUUGGAGCCGAAGCCUCAAACUUUCUGGCCAAGGAGGAGGACAUUCAUGAGGAAGCUUUGGUGCCAGAGUGGGCCUCGAGUUUGAAGAGCUCUAGGACACGUGCCAGGAUGGAGCAGAAGCCAGAGCAAGCCCUGACCAACGCUUCGGGGAAAGGAGCGGAACUGUUUGCCAAGCGCCAGACCAGGAUGGAAAGGUACGUCCAUGACAACAAGGAGCGGCGGAGAUCACCUUCUCCUACCACGUCCUUACCUCCUUCAUGGGUGUACCCAUCCAACAUGCCUGGUCGAGUCAAGGCCAUUGUGAACACCUCCAAUAUAAGUGUACAGAUUUCAAAGACGCUUCAAUCUCAGCAGGCCACUCAUAAAAAGAAUGUCCCUGCCAAAACACCAUCACCAGCACCCGCUCCGCCUCCAGAGAUGCCCUUGGAGAAUGGCUGCACUAAAAUCGAGAUGGAGCUGUCGAGACAUCAGCCAUACCAGCUCAACUCAUCCCUCUUCAUUCUUAACCCAAUAAAAGAUCCCUACAGCUCUCUCUCUCUCCCUAGAGCUGCCCCACCUCCCAAGCCUGUCAUGACCUGCCAGUCCUUAUCCAGGCAAACCUCCCUUCCUUCAAGUACAUCGCUGUCACUUUACAGCCCUUCUGCAGCCAACAGGUCGGCCCAUUGUUUCUCUCCUCCCAUCACGCCACUCAGUCCCAGCACAGUGGGUAGCAUCAGUUCCCCUGUGUCUCCUUUAGGUCCAGAACGUGUAGCCUCACCUCGCUCUGGUGCCCAAGCGCCACGCCCCACCUUCUCUGCCAAGAAAGUCGGUAUUACCCCACAGAUUAAGGAAGAGACCCUGGCACCAGUCACUAGCACUGACUUCACCACCCCAACGUCCAGGAUGUCCAACCUCACUCAAUGUUUCACCAGUCCAGAUGUGACCUCCAGUGCGGUCUGGUCACCCAGUAGCCCUCUUGUGACCUCAAAAUCCUCCAGUCCCAUCUACAAGCCCACACCAACCUCCCCUUCACCCAGACCCAUCCACAAAUCCAUCACAAUAUGCUCUUCCUCAAGCCCCAUCCAUAAGCCCAUUGCAACCUCUCCAUCUCCUGGAACCAUAUACAAACCCACGGCCACCUCCCCCCUGUCUCCACCCUGGGAAACCAGGCACCAGUCCCCAGCCAUCAACCAGGACACCAAAGCCAACCAUCGCCUUUUGGCCAAAAACAUCAUCAAUGCUGCCAAGCGAAAAAACAGUCCAUCUCCUCGUGCACUGAGCGGGCACAGCUUGCCCAUCUCCCCAGUGAGCAGCGGCAUUGUCCCUUACGAACACAAACCCGUCAGUCCCUUUCAGCCACGGAUGCUGGGCGCUCAGUCGCCCACUCUUACCAGUCCCUCUCCCACCCGCAUGAUCCACUCUCCGGUGCGCUUGUACAACACCCGUUCACUCACCGACUCCGACGCCUCGGUUGAGUCAGAGGAUUCAGGUCUGCGCUCUCCUGGAGUGCGCAGCUACAACAUUUGCCCCCGUGGCUGGACCGGCGGUCUGCAGGUGAAGAGGGGAAGCAUGCCUGAAGAUCUGUAGGAAGCACUUAAGGAUGAUAAUACUUCAGCCUGAAAUUCAUUGUUGACCAGGAUCCAAAGUAUCCCUUAAAUAUUCAAUGUAAAAAACGCAUUUUGGAUUUGCUGAACAUGUGGACUGUGUGAUGGAAUUUUUUACAUGUUAAAGGGUAGGCUCAACCAAAAAUGAAAAUUCUGUCAUCAUUUACACAUCCUCAUUUUGUUCCAAACCUAUAUCAGCAUCUUUUUUCCAUGGAACAAAAAAGGAGAUGUUAAUGUUCUUAAUGUUCUCUUUGCUCUUUUCCAUACAAUGAAAGCAAAAUUUGGAUGUACGACUUGUGAGCUAUAUUCCAAGUCUUCUGAAGCCAUACGAUACCUUUGUUUGAGGAACAGACCAAAAUUGAAGUCAUUAUUAUUUGCUGAAAGUCUUCCCCUCUGCUGUAUCUCUCAAAUCAAAUAUCUUCAAAUUGUAUGGACAACGUUUAUCAAACUGGUAUCAUUGAAUUAAGUUACUUUACAUAUAUUUUUGCAAAAUGAUUUUUACGUGGCUCGUUUCACGAAUCACAGCAGUUUCCUGGUGAAAUGAAAACUAGAGGUGCUACAACAACAACAACUUUUAUUCACUUUCACACAAAUCACAAGUAAAACGGCAUAUUGUCAGUUCAUAAACACUUUCUUGAAGAGCGAGAGUCGACACGUGAGCCAAAAGUUUAUUAGAAGCACUACAAAAUGAAGUGGUUGCUUCAGCUUUUUAUGACACUAUCAGUUAGGUUUAGGUUUAGCUUGAUAGUUGAGGUAGACUAAUAUAUUGGUUUUAACAAUUAAUCGGUGCAGAUAGUUGCUUUUUGGAACUAUCGGUUAUCUGCAAAAAUAUAUGUCGAUAGUUGCCGAUAGUUCCUCUGUAGCCGCUGAAGGAUUCUAGAGUUAGAAUUCUAUAAAUUGAUUUAAAAAACUAAUCGGCCGAUUAAUCGGUUAUUGCCUUUUCCACCACUGUUAUCGAUACUGGCAAAAUCCACUAUUGGUCGACCUGUACUUGAUAAAGAAUUAACCAUAAAAAACCUUUAACUACCUUUCACCUCAAAACUGACGCAAUAUGUAUAAUGAGCCACAUAACAUAAUUUAGCAAAACAUUUUCCACAGUCACAUACUUUUCAUGAGCUCAGGCUGACCUUUAUAAUGCUUUUAUGAUGCUUUUGGCCAUUUUUUUUAGCAUCCGUGCACAUUCACUUUUAAUGUAUAAAGAAGAGCAGUGUGAAUGUGCCUAACAUCUCCUUAUGUGUUUCAUGGAAGAAAGGAAGUCAUACAGUUUUGGAGCAACAUGAGGGUGAAUAAAUUAAAACCGAACUUACAUUUUGUGGUGAAAUAUUCCUUUAAAAUGAAGUCUUGGUCUCAUCAACGCAGCUGACUGUAAUCAGAAGGCAAAAUGAAGAAGGCAUUACAUGGAUUCAGAAAAGUGUACCAAAGAACUUUGAUGCUUAUUACCAAAAAAAGAAAUGUGCAAGUAUUUUCAAACCAGUAUUAGUUAUUAUCCUCAUUUUUUUAAAUGUAUGUAAUAUAAAAGGGAUUUACCCUUUUGCUUUUUUUGUACAGUAUUGCUUUGACAAUGUUUGAGAGUAUUGGAAUGUGGUUGCACAAUGACAAUAUUUGUACUGUAGGUCCGACUCAAGUCAAACUUGUAAGGAAGUGACUGCUUAUUGCUGAUUGUGACUCAUUUUAAUGUAAAGGUAGAAGGACACAGCAAGGUUUUUACAGUAUGAGAGAGAAUGGUAGGGAUUCUUUAUAUUAAACAUACAGUACUAUAAAUGGAAGAUGCUGGUGAUUUGAAACCUAAUGCAGUUUCCAUAUUAGUUUAGCGCUGACAUACUGGACAAAAAUAAAACAGCUGGUCAUUUUUAACGAAUGCUUUACACGAGGGUGUGUAACAGGAAAGAGGAAAUUGGAAACAGUGUGAUUUCAUGUAAAAUGUUGGAAUAACAUGAUUGAACUGAUUCCAGUGUUCAUUAAUGCACCUUGCUUAGUUAUUCUAUAGUUUUGUUAAACUUCCCCAAGAGUGCAAAAAGAAGAGAAGAGAUAGGUUGAAUUCUUGCAGAGAUUUAGUGGGUGUACUGUAUAUGUGAGUUAAAGGGAUUGUUCACGCAAAAAAAUGAAAGUUCUGUUAUCAUUUACUUGUUGUUCCAAACCUGUAUGACUUUCUUUCAUCUGUGGAACACAAAAAGAGAUUAAAUGUUAACCUCAAGGCCCCAAUAUACUUUCAAAGAAGUCCUUCUUCAUUCCUUGUUCAGGGGUUUAAAAGAAGUUUGAAUCAGUCAAGCACCGGUAUACUGUUUGCAAACACUCCGGCCACAUUUAAAUAUGAGGACGCUCAGUAAAACCUUACCUAUAGUGACAUUAAAAUGUGUUAUCAAUGACUUUAUGCCUCAUUCUAUGAACAGAAUCAGUAAAAUGUGAAAAGUAAAAGAUGAUUUUUUUUUAACCACUCGAUAAUGAUUUAAACUAAUACAAAAGCAUUAGAAAAUACGCAAUUUGUUCCAUUUACAUUCUGAAUUCAUGACACUUACGCACUAACACUCUAUACGCUGCCAAAUAUGCACCGAUUACACUGUUAUUGUCAUUUAUGAUGACACUGAUACUACUGCAAAGAUUGGUUUAUAAAAGAGUGGGAAGAAUACAGACAAAAGAAUGACGAUAAGAGAGGUAUAUCUCAUUUUAAGCAGAUUUGUGAAUGGCUUUCGGCUGCAGAAGGCACAUAAGUGAAGCAGCAUAUAAAACAAAAGAGUGAAUGGGCACUUAAGAGUAUUUGAGUAGAUCUGAUUCCUUUUGUAGACUAGUUUAACAAACAAAAAGUCACAUGACAUGGUCUUGGAAAAUGUCUCUACGAGGACGAUUCUAUAGAUGUAGGUACAUUUUUGCACCAGUUCGCUAAUAACUCUACACGCCGAUGUGUUCAUGUUGACUGAUAUCAGCUGACUGAACGGCGUGAAUGGGAAUUAGUUGUCGGCCUCAAGGUACGUAGGUGGAGCUUCAGGUCACACCUAUCGAUGACGUUGACCAUUGGCAGCAAGAAGGUGUUUAGCAGCCGGUCAGAAUUUUUCCUUAAAUUUCACCCGGGCAAGCUAUUACGAACCACCGAAACGAAUGCAAAAACACCUACUUUUUGGCCAGAUUUAGUUCUAAAUGACACCACACCCGUUCAUUCUUUGAUUUCAUAUGAAGUAUAUCAGGGCCUUUAGUCACCAUUCACUUUCAUUGUUCUGCCUAACAUCUCCUUAUGUAUUCCAUCAAACAAAGAAAUUCGUAUGGGUUUGGAACAACAUGAGGGUUAAUAAAAUAGUACAUAAUGACAGAAUUGUCCUUUUUGUGUAAACUUUACCUUUGAACUUCACAUAGCGUUGCAGUAUAUCACAUAAAAGGGACUAAGGUCAUUCUGCCAUUAGGGUGACUGGAGUACUAAGUUGGUACAGUAAGGUAAAGUAGUUGCUUUUUUACACAUUGCAUACAAAUAAAUAUGGUAAUGGGGCACUUGUAAGGUCUAUCAUAUUUUUAAACUUCAACUUGAGUACUGUCUGUUUGUCUACAGCAUGCAUUACACUAGUCUGGUAUAUCUCACACAGAACAUAUUGUAUACUAUGUUUUAGUAAAAGGUAUUACACACUACUUAACACCAAACAUUGUCUGCCAUAGUUCUGAAAUCUUUUUAAGCUCUCAUCACUAGCACUCAUGUAAGAAUUAAAUCCCAAGUGUCAUUUAUGCCAAGUGCACUCAUGACAUGUUAGUAUGCACUCAGUAUUGGAUCACAGCACAUGAGAAAGUGAUUCUCUAUGUUGGUACAUCAGCAGAUGUUUGAGUAUUUACAUACGGACACAGUUUGAUUGACAGGGACAUCAGCUGCAAAGUGACUUGACACUUUUGGCUAGAAUAAUCGUCUCAGUAUCAAAGAUGCUUUACAACCCCCAUGAACCAGUGUGAUCCUUCAUUUGGACUUCUGGGAAAUGUUAUGCAUGAUUCAACUUACAUAUACUGUACAUUUUCUUUAAAGUUUGAUAUCAUGUUUGAGUAACCAGCCAUAAUGUUCUCUCUCUCUCUCUCUCUCUCUCUCUCUCUCUCUCUCUCUCUACAACUCUUUGUAAAGUAAGAGAAUAAACAAAAAUAAAGAAUGUCAUCUUCUUGGAUAAAGAA
This is a messenger RNA of Myxocyprinus asiaticus (Chinese sucker), 8093 nucleotides long. Its product is annotated as synaptopodin. Bases 970 to 3942 code for a protein of 990 amino acids. The transcript is spliced from 3 exons. Gene Ontology annotation, biological process: positive regulation of actin filament bundle assembly. Gene Ontology annotation, molecular function: actin binding. Gene Ontology annotation, cellular component: actin cytoskeleton; nucleus; Z disc. Lineage: Eukaryota; Metazoa; Chordata; Actinopteri; Cypriniformes; Catostomidae. The record is from RefSeq and is a predicted model, not a curated record.